AUGAAGCCACUUCGCCUAGCUCUCCGACGAUCGCCGGACACGACGCCGGCUGUACCAGCGCUGGUCAAUGCGCGCGACCUGGUCGCCUGCCUCGUCACCGCCGACCUCUACCUCGGCUUCGUCAGCUACAACCUCCAGCUAGCCCUCGCCGAGCUUGCCCUCUCUGUCGUCACCUUCCUAGGGAUUCAUCUCGGCUUUCCCUCUCCGCCACCUCCUCCUCUCGCCGGCGCUGACACCAUUGAGGAAGAUCGCCGCUGCCUCCUCUCAUGGCCGUUGCCGCCGAGUCCAGCAGCUACCGCCGAGUCCAGCGGCCACCGCCGGGUCCACCGGCCAAUGCUGCCCUCUGAUGUCACAUCCAUGCUGCACCGACCCCAGAGCCGGCUCCUCAGCUGCCUCAUAUUCGUCUACUCUUCAGGGUCGGGACGACUCGAUCCGCAUCGCGACCAGCUCAUCGACCCAUCCGAGGGCGCCCCCCACAGACCAGGGACCGGGGUAACCCGGUCGUUGGAUACAGGUACUAUUGACCAGAGGACUUUGGGCGGCUUGGUCAACGCAGAAGACAGCUCGCCACCGGGUCAUGGGGAUGCGGGAUCACUGUUCACAAGAGGAGAGGAGGUUGGUUCGUGCUUGUUUCCGCCGCCAAGGGCUUUCUCCCUCUCAUACUCUUCGCCGGCGUCGAUGAAGCCGCCGAUGCUCCCCUCCUCCCUCUUCUGCUCCCCUUUCUCGCUGCCACUCUUCUUCUUACCUGUCACGCCACCGCUGGCCACUCCGCCUAGCCCUCCAACGAUCGCCGGGCACGACGCCGGUUGUACCAGCGCUGGUCAAUGCGGAUUCUCCUCGGUUUUCCCUAUCUACCACCUCCUCCUCACACCGGCGCUGACGCCACUGAGGAAGAUCGCCGCUGCCUCCGGCGGGCGCCACCGUCAGCAGCCGCCGCUACCUCCUCUCAUGGUCGUCGUCGCCGCCUCUAGCAGUUGCCGCCGAGUCCAGCAGCUGCCGCCGAGUCCAGCGGCCGCCGCCGGGUCCACCGGCCAAUGCUGCCCUCCGAUGUCACAUCCAGCGACAGCCACCAGCCACCCCCCGGUCGCCUUCGAGUGA
Messenger RNA from Zingiber officinale, 1098 nucleotides. RefSeq lists its product as uncharacterized. The transcript is spliced from 5 exons. NCBI's taxonomy places the organism in Eukaryota, Viridiplantae, Streptophyta, Magnoliopsida, Zingiberales, Zingiberaceae. The coding region runs from base 1 to 1098 and encodes 365 amino acids. The record is from RefSeq and is a predicted model, not a curated record.